AUGCAACAGGUUGAGGAGCUCAGGCGAAGAACGGAUGAGGGGAAGGAUCGCAUCAGACAGGCGAAAAUCGCGAUGCAGCGCACAUGGUGGGAUCAUUUGGUGGAGCAUGUUAGCUCGUCAGCGCCAGCAGCGGGCCACAUGGCAGUAUCCACGGCGCCAUUCUUUCAGGAUGUGCCCGAUCGUGCAUUGUCAGGCCUACUCCCAUCGGAAGAUGUGGACUCCAAGACUUUGUGGAAAGCUCUUGAAGAAGGUAUGCCAAACCUCAACCGGCGAAGGAGGAAGGCACUUCAUCGAGCAUCCAAUUGGGUUGUUCACUUGUUUGCGGGCCCUGGCUCGCACAAGGCUUUCAAACGAUUGGAGUCGCAGGAUACAGUUGUUGUUGAGCUUGACAUUUGCCGCUCAAGGAGCCAAGAUCUUUACCAUGAUCCGCUUUGGACGCUUCUUGCUAAGGUUGCAAAGUUGGGACGAGUUGCGGCGGUCAUUGGAGGUCCACCAACCCGCACGUGGUCCAUGUCAGGGCACCGCGCCGAUGGACCACAUCCACUCCGCUCGCCCACUGAACCGUUUGGCCUGAGCACUCUCACCUCUGACGAGCGUGAUCUCGUUGAUCGUGAUACGGGUUUGUAUGUAUCGCAGGUUUGUGGUAGCGCCGACAGCCGUGUGUCUCCAGUGUGGGCGCCGGGGUUUGUGCAAGCCAUCGUGUACGCACUCCAACGUUGGCCCUGUUACCGCAUCAUGAAAUUCACCCAAGCGGAUUGGGAACAGCAUGUUGCGAACAAUCACGUGCCGUACCGCCGUGAUUGUGCAGUUUGCGUGCACGGUGCCGGAAACGGCCGCCGCCACCACGGUGUAGUUCACCCGGAUGUGUAUUGCAUGUCAGCCGACAUUGCGGGGCCCAUCCGUGUGAAGGGCAAAGACCCAGAAAGCCGCAACCACCGACCAGCCACGUUCAAGUACUUCCUCGCUGUGUCGUACCGCUUCCCACGGCUCAAAGGAGUGAAGGAGGAGUCAGACCCCAGCCAAACCGAGGGGUUUGAUGAUGCAGCACUCCUCCCGGGAGGGACGGAUGACCUUGCAGAUGAGGCCUUUCCCGCAGCAGAAGGCCCCCCGCACGAGGAUUACGAGGACUCCCUGUACGAGCCAAGUUUAGCGGAAGAAGAGGAGGAGGGGGAAGGUGAAGGAGUUGAAGGGCCUAGGGAGUUUGCAGCCAAAGUUGCCGAGGAGCAUCCCUGGGAGUCAGCCAGGUGUGAACUCGAAACACCGCCUGACAUGGCGAGGCUGGUGUUUGCAGUGCCACUUCACACAAACAAGGGAGACUCGCUUGAGGAGGAGCACACACCACCUCCACGCAGGGUUCGCGGCAAGCGGUCUGCUGGUGUGAGACUUGACGACGUCUUUGCACUUGACCCGCCGCCUCCCUUGCCGCCGCCAGCAGAAGCUCCACACCCGGAAGGGCCUGUGUCACCGGUUGAGGAGGAGUCUGCCCGUGUAGCGCGCUUGAGUCUGCAAGACCUCGAAGGUUUAGCUACGGAGCUUAUCGAGGACGACUGGGACCUUGAUGAAGCGUUGUGGGUGUUAGCCGAAGUGUGCAGAGCAGCGCCCCAGCUGCAACACAAAGCUGGGUUGUACCGUCACGGAGGUGUCGUAGGAGUUUUAGGGGGUACCACAGAUAAGCCUUGGCUGACAGAGCUUAUGAAUAUGGUGCUUUCCGCAGUUGCACCCACAGCUGAGUACACCUCGCUUUGGUUGUCUAAUUCCACUGUUCAACCCGUGCACGCCGACCACCACAACCUGCAGGGAUCCACAAAUGUAGUCCUCCCUUUGAAGCUCCCGCCUAACGGAGGGGAUUUGUGGAUAGAACUCAAGCCUGGUGACCUAGUCAGUGGCCCUGUAGAGGAGCGGGUAGACGGCAAAGGUACUGUCGAGCUGGAGGUGUCGUGGAACCUGAAACACUCGCCGGACCAAAGGCGAACCCAGUCUGAGCACGCCCUGCUGGCUUGCCAACCAGACACCGAGACACAGGUUGAGGAGGAGGAGGAGGGCUUAAGCGAAGACUCCUUGCCGGAACAACCAGUGCUGUGGGAGUUGUGGGUUCCACACCCGCAGACAGGUGAGCAGCUGUGUGUUCUCAGGUCUGACGACUCGGACGCGAGUGAAGCUUGUGCCCUUUGCAAGUCUGAGCCGGUUUACACUACCAACGUAGAGCUGUUGCUUGACGGGUUGCAAGAACCACUGCAGGUAGUCCACACUGUAGACCCUCGGGAUGCAGAGCAAUGCAUCGAGAAGUGGAUGCCGUCCAUUCACAAGGAGAUCGGUGUCAUUGAGAAGGCUGUGCGGCGACUGCCCCCUGCAGAGGUCCGUUCCGGAGGUUGGCUAAAGCGCAAGGAAGUGAAGGUGGUUCCGUCUAAAUUUGUGUUCACAGUCAAGCCACCAGACCCUGCUGAAGCCUCCCUCGCUACCCGGAAGGGUCAGGCUUACCACAAGCGCAAGGCUCGCCUGGCCUACAGUGAAACUCAAGCUGUGGGCACUGGGACCGUGGCGCAGCAAGACCUGCAGCUGAGUGCCUUCGCUGUCCUGCUCGCCUUCUUUCAGGUCGUAGGUGCUGCCAGCCAGACAACGGACGAGGAAGAAGACUUGUCUCUCCCCGUGUCGCUUGAUGCAGAUUUGAUGUUGGCAGUAUCCAUCAUCUGCAUUGGUAUCUGCUUCAUUGCAGUGUGGGAGUUCUUCAAGUGGUGCCUUCAAGGCAUCAUCUCCCGCCGAGAGGCAGGGACACCCGUGUUGUCUCUGAGCCCCCGCAAGGCGCGCAAGUUACAGCGCUUUCGAGAUCAAACUGCGCAGGCCAUCCAGGCCGAGAUCUCUGCACGUGAGGAGGCAGCAAGCUCGCAGUCUGUGGAGCACCAACGCGUUACUUUGCAUCACCCGAAGGGUUUGUUGAGUUUCAAGUGUGCCAGCAGUGCCACGGGAGCGCUGCAGACCACACCCAGCACAGCACAGGGUAGGAACUACUCCACCCUAACGGGUUGGAUCUCUCAGUGA
Symbiodinium sp. CCMP2592 is the source of this 3036-nucleotide messenger RNA. Lineage: Eukaryota; Dinophyceae; Suessiales; Symbiodiniaceae. The record is from the annotation of a GenBank genome assembly.